CUGGGUUUUGUUUUCAAGUAUUUUUAAGUCUUUCUUUUCUCUCUACUGUCUUGUCUGACUGUCUUUUUCUCAUGUAACCCAGGCUUCUCCACUGGCCAAAAACAAAUACUUAAGCAGUCUUUCAUAUCAGCCCCUAUCUCUCUCUCUCUAUUGCAAAGAUAUAUAGAGUUCACAGGAAGUUUCGGUCUUCGGAAGAGUCUUUACAAAACUUCCCCCACAAACACUCACCUUACACAGCGAUCAAUCCUAGACACUAUUAAACCCACCCACCCAGGCCAAGCGAAACAAGACCCUUCUCUCUCUCUCUCUCUCUCUCUCUCUCUCUGUCCUCCAUGGACUACCAUCUGAAGCAAUGGAGAAAUCUGCAUGAGUCAGAAGAACCCCCUUCUGCGAAGAUACCAAGGCUCCUCCUUGAACCGCAUCAGCAACCUUCUGGGUCUGCUCUCCCGUUGUUUGUACCUGAACCUAACAGUAGGAUCAGCAACCUGUCAGCAUUCCCAGAUUCAACGACUACUACCAGAUUUCCAAGGAUGGGAGGUUAUUUCAGCUUGGCGCAGUGGCAGGAACUUGAACUUCAGGCCUUGAUUUUCAAAUAUAUGUUGGCUGGCGCUGCUGUUCCUGCUGAGCUACUUCAGCCCAUAAAGAAGAGUCUCCUCGGUAGUUCUGCAUGCUAUCUUCAAUACCCAUAUCAGCAGUAUCAGCACUAUCAAACAGCAAUGUUACAGUCUGGGUACUGGGGAAGAAGUGUUGUGGACUCGGAGCCUGGCAGAUGUCGGAGAACCGAUGGAAAGAAAUGGAGGUGCUCAAGAGAUGUGGUGGCUGGCCACAAGUACUGCGAGCGCCACAUGCACCGAGGCCGAAACCGUUCAAGAAAGCCUGUGGAAAUCCCCACACCUGCCACUGCCACAGGUGGUGGAUUGAACGAUACAAACACGAACCCUGUUGCUGCUUCGCCCUUGACAGCUGCGGUGACCGGUGGUGGGACCCAUUUCGCCCUUGCAGGGUCAUCCCCUUCGAUCAAUCUCUUUCAACAACUCAAUCAAAGCCAGAGAUCCUCAGAAGGUGGUAUAGUUGGGACUGGAGGUAGGGGUCUGCUGGAAACCCACCAAGACAAGGUUUCUGCAGAGGGGAGAGCAGACGGCAGGAUCCUCCGGCAUUUCUUUGAUGACUGGCCAAGAUCACAACCAGAACCAAACAGUGUUGGCUGCAAUACCAGUCCAACAACUUCCACCACCUGCCUUUCCAUCUCGAUUCCGGGGAAUGCAUCGUCGGACUUCUCUUUGAAACUGUCGACGGGCAAUGGGGACGAGCCGGGUUCUCGCAGCGACGGAGGGGACCGGCAUCAGAUGAACUGGGCAUCAGGGUGGGGGACACACCCAGUUGCCUCAAUGGGUGGUCCACUGGCUGAGGCACUGCGAUCAUCAACCUCAAAUUCUUCGCCAACAAGCGUCCUGCAUGAGCUGCCAAGGGCCUCCGCAUCUGAGACAAGUAGUGUUAGCACCUGAAUUUAAUUCCAUUCUUGUAUCAAGUUAAACCCCAAGAACCCUUGUGUUCUUUCUCCUGUUUUCAUGCUCUGAUUUCAUGUUUGUUGGUAAGCACUCUGUUGAUACUGGGUUUUCUCUUCAGUUUUCACCCUGCUUCACUGGCUUGUAAAAAUUGCUUCCAUUUGUUUAUUUUGAUCUUCCUAAUUGGCUUGUGGAAAGCUAGAGGUUUUGGUUGAUUCAA
Molecule: messenger RNA, 1725 nt
Organism: Nelumbo nucifera (sacred lotus)
Lineage: Eukaryota; Viridiplantae; Streptophyta; Magnoliopsida; Proteales; Nelumbonaceae
Product: growth-regulating factor 3-like
Biological process (GO): developmental process; DNA-templated transcription; regulation of DNA-templated transcription
Cellular component (GO): nucleus
Molecular function (GO): ATP binding
Source: RefSeq, a predicted model, not a curated record